AACUGUCACUGUCACUUUUUGUUGGUCGUCCAAAAUGAUAUGACAUAGAGGGGUGUUGUUCGGCAAAAUUAAGUCAAAAGAAUCUGGAGAAUUUUGAACGUAGUUGUGUGAUUAAUAUGAACAUAGUGUUUUAAUCGGAAUAGAAUUUAACAGAAAAGAUUAAAAAUGGCCUAUUACUAUAGAACUUUCAUGGAAACGUUUUGGUGUGAGCACGUUUGGUUACCCCCUAACACCACUUGGAAAGACAUAGCUCCUGAUGCGGAUCCUAAUGUUCGUCAUGCUGAUCCAAAACACUUAUUUUAUCCUUUGCCGAUGGCAUUUGUACUGUUAUUUUUACGAUAUAUAUUAGAAAAGUACUGGUUUGCUCCUGUUGGAGUAUCAUUAGGAAUAAAAAAUAAUAGACCAAAAAAGACACCCGAUAAUCCUGUUCUCGAAAAAGCAUAUACACAGUCAAAAAAGUGGAAACAUAAACAGGUACAAGGUCUGGCUAAACAGUUGGACAUUAGCGAAAGACAAGUAGAACGAUGGUUGAGACUGCGCAAAGCACAAAACAAACCAUCAACUUUAGUUAAAUUUUGUGAAAAUUCGUGGAGGUGUCUAUACUACACUCUUAGCUUUAUUUAUGGUUUAACAAUUUUAUGGGACAAACCUUGGUUGUGGAAUAUAAACGAAUGUUGGACUGGUUUUCCACAUCAAGACGUCACUAAUGAUAUAUGGUGGUACUAUAUGAUCUCUAUGUCAUUCUAUUGGUCGCUGUCAGUGAGUCAAUUUUUUGACGUUAAACGCAAAGACUUCUGGCAGAUGUUCAUUCAUCACAUUGCUACUAUAGUACUAAUGUGUUUAUCAUGGAUAGUUAACGUAUUUCGAAUUGGUUCGCUGGUUUUAGUUGUACACGAUUGUGCUGACAUAUUUUUAGAAGCAGCUAAAAUGGCGAAGUAUUCAGGAUAUCAGAAAAUUUGUGAUAUAAUUUUUGCUGUGUUCACAGUACUUUGGAUAGUAACUAGAAUAGGAAUAUUCCCAUUUUGGAUAAUCAGAAAUACAUCAAUCGAUGCACCAAAAAUAGUACCCAUGUUUCCGGCCUACUACAUAUUUAAUGGUCUGCUAAUAUUAUUGUUGUUCCUUCAUUGCUUUUGGACUUAUUUAAUUUUAAAAAUUGUUCACAAUUCGCUGAAUGCAGGCCAAAUGGAAGGUGAUAUCCGCUCGAGUAGCGAUGAAUACAGUGAAGACUCCAAUAAAUCACAAUGAAAUUAGUCCAAGUGACUAGUUAGUAUAAGUUUAUUUUCGUACAGGUUGUUUCUGAAAUGUAUAGAUAUGUACUUAUUUAUGUAUUCUUCGUGUGUUCUAGCUGUUUGUUAACUUUCAACGACCGAAGGUGGCAUAAUUAGGAAAUGGUAUUUAUUGUGGUUGAAGUAUUUUUGUAGGAAUUAAUUUCCUAAAAUUAAGAAAUUGAAGACAGUUAUUCAAGAAGUGGUAGUAAAAUGAAGUUUUUACUAAUUUAUUUAUUUAGUAUUUAGCAUAAAAUCAUAUUUUUAUUUGAAUUUGCUUUUCUAUAUUACUAUUAUGUUAAAAUUAUUAGAAUUAAAAAAAUCUCACAAAAUGUUGUACCUUAUAAUGAGGAUAGUUGUUGCUGCCAAAAUAUUAGUUUCAUUGCCAAUUGCGGCAUUUUUUAGUAAAACUUUUCAAUGUUUUUGCCGGAAUCUCUUCUAGACUAUAUAUCUUAUCAAUUUCUUGAUCAUGAUUGGUGUUUUUAAUUUUAAAUUCAUUCAUACUCUAUAUUUUCAUCUUAUAACCAUACUGCUACUUAUUAUGCUCAAAUAAAUGCAAUCCUGUUAUUCUAGUAUAUACGAUACAUUUACAUCGGAAAACAAAAAUUUCCAGUUGCUAUUCGCCAAAAAUCCAUCAAAAGUGCUGAUAGACGCAUAUUAAUUAUAUUUUGGUAUUUUUUGUCUUUUAUAUUCUUCCUUUGAAACUUAUUCCUAGUCCUUUUGGUACUAUGUAUGUUUCUGGAUAUUUAUAUUUGUAUAAUCCUGCUCUGCUCAUGUUUUCUCUGCUAUACAGAUAUAUAUUUUUGUGUUACUAACAUUACGCAUUUAAAGACAAAACCAUAAGAGAAAGAAAUGCAGCAGGUAGAAAAGCCAUUACAAUGUUAAACUGUAUUUUAUGGGACCAAUCCAUCAGCAAAUAAAUAAAAAAAAAUGAUAUGAGACUAUAGUGAAAAGUAUACUCUAUCCAGCUGUAAAAUAUGGCAACUGAAAGAAGGAACAUUGGCAACGCUGCGCGCUGAGAGCAACGGAAUUGGAUUUUUGGAGAAGAGCGCCAGGAAGAUCUAGGAGAGAAAGAUUAACAACGAAUAUUUUAGAGAAAGACUUCAACAAAAUAACUUACCUGGGUCGGACAUACACAAGGAAUGAAUGAACAACGAAAACCAAACGAAAUACUAAAAUGAAACCCAGAAGGCACAAGAAAACGAGGCAGACCGAGAAAAAGAUGGAGAGAAGGAAUAAGACAAAAGGUGAAAGAAAGAAACAUAGAAGAGCACCUAUAUGGAACGAGCGGAAGAAGUGGCGAUUGGCAAGUCGGAAAACGUCGGGACACGUUAUAGACGGACAUGUAGUAGUUACACAUGACAGGUUAAAACCGACACGUUAAUUAAACAACGAUUAAUAUUGUUAUCGUUUAUUUUCAUUAAUCCUUAUAGGGCCGGUUUCACCAACAACAAAUAAAUCACUAAAUAGUUAUUCGUCUAAUCAAAUUUAUUAUGGUUCAUUUUUUAAAUAGGAGGAGUAAUUCAAAUUUACCGCGCCGUAAUGCUUGCUUGUAAUUGGUCCAACCGCAAGCAAGCUUACUCCACUAAAUUAUGAAAUUUUGACAGUUAUAUCGGUGAUUUUUUGUGUUUUCUGCAAUAUUUCUUUAAGUUUUAUAUAUUUAGUCUGCAUUUAUAUAAAAACACUUGUUUUUAGAACUCUUUAGCGACAUAUUAGUAUAUAAUGUUUAUGGAUUACCGUCGAAGGCCGAUAUGAUCAACCAAAAAAGAAGAUGGAUCUGGUUAUUUUUCUAGUGACAUUAUUGGGUGUGAAUUUGUCUGUUAAGUUUGCUCCUCCUAUUUAACAAAUGAACCAUAGUCGAUUAUAUUUUUAUUGUAUUUCAAUACAAUUUUGAUCCUUUAAAGUUAACUGACGAAUUUUCUUUGUUAUAGAUAUUUAAAGCAAGAUUAACUUGUCAAUUUAUUCGAAGAGUAAAUAUUUAUUUGUUAAAUAAAUAAAAUAAGUAGUAUUUGACGUUAGUGAAACGUGGAUGUGUCAGUUGUAUUGAUCGAAUAAACUAAUAUUCGUCGUUGGUGAAACCGGCCAUUAAUCGGUUAAGUGUAAUUAAAAAAGUUUGUAAAGCAUCAUUUGUCUUAACCAAAUUUCCUUUGUAUUCAUUGUAGUUCAUCUUUUUUAUUUUGUAAUUUAGUCUUUAUCCAAAUAAAGUUAAUGUUAAAAAAAUUUGCUCGGUGUUGGAAACUAGCAAACAGGAAAUCUAAGUACUAACUUUCAUUUUAGAAAAAACCUAUUUAUUUUCGAUAAGUAACACUUUUGUACAUAUUUUUGUAGUUUUUGUUAUAAUCUAUUGUGAAAAUAAGGCAUAUUAUGUACCUUGUUCAAUCCAAAGAUUUAGAUAAUUUGCAAAAAAUGUAUCUACUUAUAACAAUAAAAAUAAGAGUAAUUUGCCAACUAAUCGUUAAACACUUUAUUCGCUAUGUGCAAGUUUGGAAGAGCGACACCUAGUGUCAUAGAUCAACGAAAUUUUUAGCACUUACAAUACAGAGCGAGUUUUAUGUAUGGAAACACUAAAUUAUCUCGGAAACAGCUUGCACGAAUUUUAUAAAUUUGAAAGGGUGUCCUAUUUGAAAUAAGAAAGUUCAUUAGAUUUCAGAAAAAACGGGAGAUCUGACAACAAUAUAAUUACCACUGCGGCCGCAUUAGAAAACCCUUAGAUACCAAAACAUAUAAAAAUCGUGCAAGCCGUUUCCGAGAUAAUUGCGUGUUUCCAUACAUAAAACUCACUCUGCAUAUUAGUGGUAUAUAAACUACAAAUAAAAUGACUUAAACUCGUUUAUUUAACACAAAAAUCAGUGUAAUUUAUAUCAGUAAUUAACAUUUUAAUGAAUUUUUAACUGUAAUAAUGGGUAAGUAUAAUUUUUACGUUUAGAUUUCAUCAUUUGAACAUCUAAGAUAGAGGUUAUUAAAAGGUAUGGUCCUUAUCAUGAGCAUUUUUCAUGCGUCACAAAUGAUAAAAAAAAGGUAAGUCCGUGAUAAUACACAUUUAUAACAUUUAUUCUAACAUGACAUUGUAGUUUAAUCUAACAGUUGUCACAUUUUAUUUACAAAUUGGCAUAAAAACAAAUCAAUUGUGUUUCUUGCAUUUAUAAAAUGGUAUUUUCUUUGAUUUGUAUAGUCUUAUAAAUUGUACAUAUUAUAUUCGUAGAUAUAUUAUUUAAUUCGUAAAUAAUUUUUUUUUCGAUUAUAGCGCCAUCUAUCGACAUAUACAAUAAAUGUUAUAAAUGUCUGUAAUCACAGACGUGCCUUGCCUUUUUUCUGUCACAUACAAUUUAAUGCGUUAGAAAAAAAUCGAAAAACUGUGACGCACUUAAAGAUGCUGAUGAGAAAAAGAAUAAACAUUGUAUUAGUAAAUACAGUUAAUGAUUAAAUUGCAUUGUACAAUAAUAUCCACUGUAAGAUACAAUUAUUUAAUUAGAUUCACUUUAAUAAUUGCACACCAUAUCAAUAUUUUGGAACAAUAAGCAUGCAGAAUUUAGGUUAUGUUACUUACUUUUGCUUUAUUGUGAUAGAAAUUCAUUUUUCUCUUUACAUUAAUGUGUGCUUAUAAUUUGGAAACAAAUAGAACUUGAAUUGACUAAUUCUUGUUGUAUUUUACAAUUUAUAACACAGCAUUUGCGAAAUCUCAUUUUCUUCAAUGAUAGUACUUAUGAAAUGUGCUAAAAAAUGCAAGGUUUCGCCUCUUCACGCGCACGAUUGUUUAUCUUAUCCCCUCGUAAGUACUUGCACACAGCGAAUAGAAAUAAAUAAACAACAUAAGGGCGCGUCCUUAGUGCACGCUGGUUUCCGAGUCAGACAGCGCCGAGUCUGUGUGCGAAUUAUCAUUCGUAUUUAGUUGUCAGCGCGCUGGUGCACUUGGGGCAGGCUCAUUUAAAUACGAAGGAUUUAGCUACACCGACUCGGCGUCGGCUUUCUGACUCUGAAACCAGCGUGCACUAUGGACGCGCCCUUACAUAUUUUAUUUUAAUCCGAUUUUCUUAAAAUUAUAUAAAAUUGUUAUUGGUUCUAGGUGUAUGUUAGCAGUAAAAAUCAAAAUAUUUUAUGAAACCACUUAUCUUUGUAAUAGUAUACUAAGUAUGGAGAACGGUAAGGGUUUUAUACCGAUCGAAGACAAUUGUUUGGAGGAGGAGCGGAGCGACGACUCCAAUUAUUGUCUGAGAUCGGUUACCCUUAACGUUCGACAUGCUUAUAACGUUUUUUGCACGAUUGAUACCAUUAUAAAUUAUAAAAUUAAACAUUUUCGUCAUAUUGACUAGUUUCAUUCAUUUUAUCAAGAUAGAUACUUGGGUUGUUAGGUAGUAACUAGGGUGCAUAACAACAAUGGAGAAUUGAGUUUUUAUUUAGUUGUCAAUAAUUUUAAGUACAAUUUUGAUUAUUAUAAAUUAAAAUAUGAGCGAAAGUGAAUUUGAAGAAAUUGAACGGGCUUAGGAAGAAGGGUGUUCCGCAAUUAUUCCCGAAAAAUCCAAAAUCCGUUAUCAAAAUACCUACCAAAGUUUUAAAAAAUGGUGCGAAGGCAAGAAUUUAAGAAUCGAAGAAAAGACUCUAUUGGCAUAUUUCGUUUAAAGACAUAUGCAGUUAAAAGCUCCUGGAAUUUGCCGAAAAAAUAUUGUGCAAUACUAGUAAUACUACUAAUGUAUGAGAUUCUGCAGGAGUUUUUGUUAGAAGUGAAACCACAGCCCAAACAAGUGGGAUUUCAUUAAAUAAUUUAACAAAUUGUACCAUAAGUUUCAAUAUUAAUAAAUAAUUCGUUAGUUUUCUUUAUUCUUUCAAAAAAUAAAUUAAAAUUAAGAGGAUCGGUAGUUUUUUCGGCUGUAAUGCUAUUCAAAUGGGGAUUCAUUUUUUUCGAAUCCUGAGAAAACUAAUAAGUAUUUUUAAAAAAUUUAAAAGCAGAAUGAAAGAUUGCGUUAUUAGCGAGGGCCGAAAGUCCCUGAGAACUUCUAUAAUGUUUAUUUUAAUAAGUUACAGGGGUGAAAAACUGAGAGAAAAUUUAGUGUUAUUUUUAAUUUCAAAUAUCUCAUUCAAAAACUUUUUAUUUAUUCUAAGGGACUUUCGGCCCUCGGAAAUAAUUUAGUCUUUCAUUCUGCGUUUAGAUUUUUCAAAAAUAUUUAUUGGUUUUUUCAGGAUUCGAAAAAAAUGAACACAAUGUCCGUGGUAAUUUUCCAAAUCUAUCUUUGUCAUACAACGCACUCAGUCGAAUAGAAUAUUGUCAUUCAGACACUGACAAUCAGUGACAAUUUUAAAUAAUUAUUUGACAUGAAUCGGGAAUAAUUUAAGUUGUUGAUUAAAUAAUAUUGAUGUAUAGUGUAUUUGAUAAAUAAUUGAUUUAAAAGGUGAAUUUUAUAAAAAGUUAUUUAUUGUGUAUUAUUUAUGGAAGAUAUAAGCAGAUAAUACAUCAAGAUAUAUUCUGUGAUCCAAGUAUUUUGUUGUUAAAGAUGUUCAAAAUUGUAAGCGUUCCAUAGUAACACAUAACAUAGUAUUAAAAAAUCACUUUAACACUUUUCCUCUUUUCUCGAUUGAGUAUUAGUUUUUGUUGUAGGUACAUUUAAAUUAUUACAAUCACUGAAUACAUAGCUAGUGAAAAAAUUAUCACAUUUAUUAACUGAAUUAAUAAUUUUCAAUUAUACCAAAAAUAACAGUUAUUCAAGAACAUUCAAAAGCCAUCUCUUUAAGCUAGUUAUGACAUUGUCAAGUAGAAUGACAUUCUAGUAAUAUGUACAUAUCCAUACCAGUGUGAAUUUUACUACACGUAAUUUGCCAUGUAAAGACAGAAAAGGUAGGGAUAGCCGUAAAAUAUUUGCGAAUUAUGUACCCAUGGCCUUAAGAGAUUUUUUAACUCGACGGUAAGUGAAUUACUUACCGUCGAUUUGGAGUACUUACCAUCGAGUUGGAUUACUUACCGUCGAGUUGCUAGUAAAUGUCACCUACUGACGUAAAAUCUGUCACGGUAAACAGUCAAAAAUGAUCAAUCGUGCAAAAAAGUGUUUUAUUAGCUUUAAGUUAAGAAUAUUUAAUAAGUUAGGAGAUUUUUUUGCAAAUUAACUGCUAUUUUAUCGGCACUCAUACAUAUUAUUUUUGAGGUAAGUAUUGUCUACCUCUUUCUAGUGAAAUACAUGUAUCCUGUUUGUACGAUAUAAAGAUAUCCUAAAAACCAGAUUUUUGCAUUAAACAUUCCAAAUGUCAUGUAGCGCAUAUAUAAAACAUCAAGUUGGUAAAAAUAUAUAGUUUAAUAAAGAAUUUACCUUUAUAUUUCUAGAGGAAA
Molecule: messenger RNA, 7578 nt
Organism: Diabrotica virgifera virgifera (western corn rootworm)
Lineage: Eukaryota; Metazoa; Arthropoda; Insecta; Coleoptera; Chrysomelidae
Product: ceramide synthase 6
Exons: 6
Coding region: 166-1245 (359 amino acids)
Biological process (GO): ceramide biosynthetic process
Cellular component (GO): membrane
Molecular function (GO): sphingosine N-acyltransferase activity; DNA binding
Source: RefSeq, a predicted model, not a curated record